Molecule: messenger RNA, 5247 nt
Organism: Metopolophium dirhodum (rose-grain aphid)
Lineage: Eukaryota; Metazoa; Arthropoda; Insecta; Hemiptera; Aphididae
Gene: spri
Product: protein sprint
Exons: 18
Coding region: 488-4399 (1303 amino acids)
Biological process (GO): signal transduction; vesicle-mediated transport
Cellular component (GO): endocytic vesicle; cytosol
Molecular function (GO): guanyl-nucleotide exchange factor activity; small GTPase binding
Source: RefSeq, a predicted model, not a curated record
UUCGAAAUUUUGCAUAAUUUGUAUACAGCGUGACGUACUUACAGAUGAAGAAGCUCUCUGGUAUACCUAUACAAUACAGCUCUCAGCUGCUACUUACUCAAGUUUGUUCGAUAAACAGUUCGGUGUUAAGGAUGAAAAAGGUCAGACGAAAUGCACCGGUUAUCGUCGUUCAGUGAAACGAUUGAUUCGGUGCACUUUGGAGCGUAGGAAAAAAAAAAGGGUUGUAGGCGGAAGAGAGGCGGCGCUGCUGCCGUUCUCGCUGAUUUUUCUCGCACGACGACGGCGGUCCGUUCGACGCGCGUCAGUCGCGCUCGUACGUCUCUGGUCGACGGUCGUGCUCCUCGCACACUCUCGUAGCUCUCGCGUCGUCCCGCUAUCGUGUGUGUUUCUGUGAGAGUGUUUACGUCAUCUGUCUGUCUGUGUGUGUGUGUGUGUGAUUCCGCUGUAAUUGGGAUUUCAAAUUAUGCUUGCUCUGUAGACCAUCGGUAUGCCGUCGCCAAGCAUCGAACACCUGUGCAACGGCGCGUCCACGUUUCUGUCGCCGACGUCCGACCGCGGUCUAUUGACAUCUCUGAAUCACAGUUUGAGUUUUGUGAAACUCAAUCGCCGGUCCGUGUCGCCGACUUCGCUUAAGCCGUUAAACUGCAGCCGUCGAUAUGCAGAAAUCGGCAAGAAAAGAUUGUUUUUUAGAGGUGAUGCGUUUCUCGAGUCUUACAUCGACGGCCUGGCAAGAUCUCAGGGCCCCGUGGUCAGCGGGACCGAGGACGAGGAUCAAGAUGGCAACCUGAUCCGCGCUGAAGACAAGCAGUUUCAGGGCGGCGAAGAAUUUCCGGACGGUCGAGAAUUCAAGUUCAACAAUUUGUCACAAGACGAAGACGAUUAUGAAACCAGCAGUGGAUCCGUGAGGUCUGGUUCGGGGGACGCGGCCAGUUGUGAUAUUGGAUUACUCGAACGUCUCAUACGCAGUCAUCCGAUAUGGUUUCUGCCGGGAAUUCAACGGGCCGGUGCUUUUCACUUGUUGCAAGGCAAAGACGACGGGAAUUUCGUCGUGAGACAGUCCAGUCAGACGGGCACUAUGGCCAUAUCCGUUCGUUUGCCCAGCGGCAAAGGUCCGUACAUCGAACACUAUCUCAUACAAGCCACUGCCGACAACCGAUUAGCUCUGGAGAGUUCAGACAAUAAGUUUGACAGCAUCCCUAUGUUAAUUGCUCAUUACGCACAGUGCUGCGAUGAACUUCCCGUACAGCUUAUGUUACCAAAAGCCAUACAGGAAGCCAAAAAUCGACAGCAACUCUCUUCGUUAGCGUUACUUGGUCAAGAAUUCUGGAGGUACCCUAUGGCUAGUUCCAGGAGUUCUCCGACAUUGGACAUAUCGCCAAAUGACGAACCUACCAAGAGGACAUUAAACACAUCUAUUUCCAGUAGUGCUGCUCACAGUCAAUCGAGUAGCCUUAGUAGUUUUAGUAGUGGCAAUAAUAAUCAAGAAUCUGGUUUUACAGACAGUCACCUGUCUAUUGAAGAAUUAUCAACUAGUCCAGUGGAAAGUAUUCAACAAGCUAAUGGGAUUCUAACUACUUUCAAAAGUUCUUCGAAAGAAGGUACACCGUCCUCUUCCGAUAACUUAUCACCACCGAUGAGUCUUGUGAGUGGUCGAACAAGACCCACACCACCCAAUACGUUAAACCUGAAAUCUUCUAAUAGUCCAAUAGUAACUUCGGAUGUUGUAAGCUCAACUCAUAUGGCUAAGACACCACCACCACCUCCUCCUCGUUGGGCCAAACCUGUAGCAGGACAACAAAAUUUUACUGUUACUACUACUGUUACAUUUAGUCUUCACAAAGAAACAACUCCUUCACCACUCAUUCAAGUAUCUUGUGGACAGUUAUCAAAGUCAACAGAUGACAGUGAAAUUAUGCCAGUGAUCAAAAGUCCAUUAGGUUCAGAAAUAACAUCUCCUAUCUCAGACACAGGAGGCGGAUUACGUUCCGGUCGCCGUACCAAAAGAAAUAGAAUAAAACAAUCUAGACACUACAGAGAGAGUGAUAUAUUAGAAACUCCUAAUAUUUAUCAUAGAAGUACUUUUGCGGAUAAAGUUAGCGACUAUGAAGACGUUUGGGGUCCUGACUCGUCUUUGUCUACAUUUAAAACUCCUUCUCAAAGCAAUAGUGGUACUUAUAAAAAAAAUACUUCAGAAGUUCCUCCAGAGAUGCCACCCGAUAUUUUGGAACAAACCACCAGUAUUCCAACCAUUCCUAAAAAUACACUAGGUCUUGUUUUACCACUAAACCCAAUUAACGAUCUCCCAUCUAUCACCGACAGUACAACCAGUUUAUUGUCACCUGGGUCACCAGAGACAAAAUCACCCGUCCCUGAAGAUGAUACGGCUGAAGCUAAACAAAGCAGCCCUUUUUAUGCCGAACCUGCGGAUGCCAUAAGACAAGCAGCUUUCCUACGUCGCAAGUCGAAACCUUCAACAAAUAAUUUCCGCAACCGCCAUUCAGAGCCGAGUUUUCUUCACCAAUGGCCAGCAUUAGUUGGCUGUAGCCAAUUAACUCGUAUUGAUUCUAAAGAAGAACUGCUAUCUCCUAAUGGUAAUUACUCUACCAACCAAGCAUUCUCGUCAUCCGUCGACAAUAUACCAUUGUUGAAAAACUCCAGAAGGGAACCGCUAAAAACUGGUAAGCCUGUAGAAACUCCACGUAUUGGUCCACCAAAGCGUGGUCAAGAUGGUUCAUGGGCAGUAGAUUCUAGUUGGGAGUUUAUUGGCAACGAAAACGAAAAUGCCAACUCAUUAGAUAACACAGAGCAAACAACAACUAGCCAACCCAAUUGUCUAAGAGAAUCUCCCGGACGCAAAGGACCUACAAUACAAGAGAUUAUUUUGCAAAGGUUGCCACAUUUGAGCUUGUACAUCAAAGAACCCAGUUCAACGUCCCGAAACAAUGAUAAUACUGAACUACCUGAUCACCAAUCUACCGAUAGCGUCAACAACAAUACUUUGAACUUAAGUGGCUUCAGCAAUCUGUCUCUUUUAUCUCAGAAUAGCGAUGACGAUACUAAAACGGAAUUUUCUGAGCCAUGGGAUAGUUCAAGGUGGGAACAUUUGUUGCCUGUUGCCAAUAAAGAACAAAAUCAAGCACAUUUAAAGCCAGUUAACCGGAACAAAAGUUUCUCUGAACGUUUGGAUCCACUUUUAGCAGUCCCACGAAUCCAAGCACUGGCACGAAGCCGCUUGAUGGCCCAAACCGGCACUGGUUCUUCGACCCGCGAGUACGCUCUACAGCUGGCCGCGGACAAGACCACCGUGUUUGCCCGGUCCAUCGACAAUUUCGUGUGCUGCACGGUCGAGUCCAAGGAGACCAACCCGUCGGUGGUGAUGAGAAACGUGCGGCAGUUCAUGUCGGGCAUGAAGAACUACCUGUUGAAACACGGCGAAAAGGAAUUCCAAAAAGUGGUGGAAAAGGAGCGGAGCCAGUUGAAACCUACCGAAUUCUUGAACCUUGACGUGAUCCUGGAAGGCGUGAUGAACAGGCUGGUGCUCAGGGAACUCCGGGAACACGUUUACAGCCUUCUGGUCGACGAGUACGUCAAUAACGGCUCGAUCCCGUCCAUGGUCGAAAACAUACACUACGCCAAGUCUAAGAGUAUUCAAGACUUUGCUGUCCGAGAAAGUUUAAUACCACCCAAUGAGAACGAUUUGAAGAAAAUAUCGGAAUGUUUCAAACGUCUCCAAGAUGCAUUUCUGCCAUUGGAAAAACUGGAACAUCUGUUAUCAGCCAUUGCUUUAAUAUUUAAUGCUGUUAAAAUGCAAAACCGAAAUGCAGAUGCAUGUCUAGGCGCUGAUGACUUCCUACCACUGCUUGUAUGGGUGCUUGUUCAAUGCAACGUCCUUACAGCUGAACUGGAGGCAGAAUACAUGUGGGGACUGUUGCACCCGUCAUUGAUCCCUGGCGAGGGAGGAUACUAUCUGACUGCACUGUGCGGGGCUGUGCAUGUUUUGAAGAGCUACAAGUCGUCCAUGGAAGCAAAUACUAUUAAUGGCGUGAAGACAUUGGGCUCCGACAAUACAUUGAGUUAUGACCCACUGAAUGAACUCAAAUCUGUUCUCAAAGUUGUUGUACCCGAUGAAACCAAUGGAUCGCUGUUGACUAAGACAUUACCUGUUAGACCACACAUGACUACACGUGACGUCUGCAAAAUCAUUGCACAUAAACUGCGCAUAACCAAUCCACAAGAUUAUUCUCUGUUCAAAUUAAUUGAUGGUCAAGAAUUUUUGUUAUCUGAAACCGAUUGUCCACAAGACAUUAAAAGUUCUACAACAGCCUGUGGCAAUCAUUGUCUAUUUGCGUAUAAACGAAUUGAUGCAAAAAUAGCUUGGCCCCAUUCACCUUCUCCCUAAGCCAUAAAACUAGAUUUAAAAAAAAAAAAAUUGAUUAUUAUUGUUUAUUUAUUUUUGUGUUUGUUUUCUUUAUAUAUUUUUUGAGAAUAUUUUAUACUAUUGUAUAACAUUUUUCUUUGUGAUUAGACUUUUAACCUGUGAACAAUAUCUUGCGCCGACCAUUAUCCUAAAUGCUAGUCAUAAAAUUUGUGUGUAAGUCUGCGUAAACUUAAACAUGUAAAUAAUGUAGUGAACACAGAAUAACACACAUUAUUAUAAUAAUCAUAAGUAUAUUAUUAUUUAGACAUUAUGUUCUUUUUUGAUCAUGUCUAAAACGUUUUUUUUAAAUUAUUUUAAUAUUUAUAAAACCUUUUUUUUCAAAGAUAUUUUAUUAUUUGUAUGUUUUUUAAACUUACUUAGUUUAUAAAAAAAAAAUAUUUCGGCUCAAUGACUGAUAAGCUUGAUACUUUGUAUUUAUGCUAAAAAAAAUAAUUUUUUUAUUGUAUGUGUACAAUCUACUAAAAAUGACAUAAGAUCUGAAAAUUUAUUAUUUUUUUUUUUUGGUUUUUAUACUUCAACUAACUGCAUCUAAAAUAUAUUUUUUACUUUAAAUAUUUUAAAAAUUAUUUGUAUUUUAAUAUGUAAACUAAUCCCAUUCAUUUGAUAUUAUAUAAUGUUAAAAUAUUAACAACAUUAAUGUAAAAAUUAGUUAACGGUUGCGUUGUCAUCUCGUUUUUAUGUUGUAAAAUAUUUAAUCAUAUAAUAUUCUUAUGUAGUUAACAAAUAAUUGGUAUUAAUGACUUCUCAAAGUGAAGCAAUUGGUUUUUAUUUUUUGCAUACAAUGCUAUUAUUAUAAUUUUUCAUUUAAU